GUUGAGGAUGCGUUUCGUAUAUAAAGUAGCUGCAUGAUUCUGGUGUCCAUCUCAUCUUUGAGUUCAUCAAACACUGUUGAGGACAAAGUCAUCAAAAUGGAACCACUUCGAAAGAUCACAUACCAGUAUGCGCACCAUGGCAUACCGCUCGAAUGCGAUGUAUAUGAUGCCAUCAAUUAUGCAAAUGAUGCACCUGUCUUUCUUUUCUUUCAUGCCGGUGGCCUUGUAGGAGGGAAUCGGACCUGCGUCCCUCCUUGGCUUGUGCAGACAUGUUAUGAUCAAAAGUGGCCGUUGAUUAGCGCCAGCUAUCGACUUGUCCCUCCGAUCGGAGGCAAGGAGUUGCUCGAGGAUGUCACGGCCGCAUAUCAAUUUGCCAGGAAGCUGGGUGACGGUGUAGACAGACAGGUCAUUGUUGGCGGUGCCAGUGCCGGACUGUUCAUGGCGAGUUUGGUACCCCAUCAUCUUCAACCUCCACCCUUGGCUUUACUCUCUAUCAGUGGAAUCGCCACAUUUCACCACCCCUUCUUCCACUCGUCUACUCAACUCACACCACAUCCAAUCCCAAAGAGUGAAGUAGAACACUUCUUCAAUGGCCCCGUCAUCGUUGGAUCCGUACCAGAAUACGAGCCCUGGGCUUUCUAUCCCGCGAUGCUAUUGCCUUCAUCCACAGCCAAGAAUUCGGACUAUGUUCACCCAAAGGCCCCUGCAGAGAAAUCUGCGUUUGAAAAGGAAAUUGAGAAGCGGGAUACUCUCUAUGACUAUUUCCUCUACGAGAAUGCGUUCGGUGGUAUAGUCGGCGAUGUUGACCCUGGGUUUGACUGGGCUUUGGAAAGGGGUGAAAAGUGGGAGGCAUGGCCUCCGACUAUCUAUAUUCAAGGUGAUGCUGAUGUGGAUGUUGAUAAGGAUGUGUGUGUCUCAGCUGCAAGCAAGCUUGGUGAAAAGGCGAGAUUCUUCAUGUCUGAAGGACAACCGCAUUUGUUUGAAGCGAACAGUUUUCUGGAAGAGGAGACUCCGGCGAUGGAUCAGGUUCGGGCUGCAAUUGCUGAGCUAAAGGUUAUCGUCAGUCAGGCGUUAGGAGAGACUAAAUAGUCUCAAAUCUCAAUACAACGUCAGAACUUAAUAACUAUGGCAGGACAAUCAACUUGAAAAACAAUUCAUUGUGUAAGAAUAUGUCUCGUGAUGCGGU
Messenger RNA from Penicillium subrubescens, 1186 nucleotides. RefSeq names its product alpha/beta hydrolase. The transcript has 3 exons. The record is from RefSeq and is a predicted model, not a curated record. The coding region runs from base 34 to 1089 and encodes 351 amino acids. NCBI's taxonomy places the organism in Eukaryota, Fungi, Ascomycota, Eurotiomycetes, Eurotiales, Aspergillaceae. Gene Ontology annotation, molecular function: hydrolase activity.